Micropterus dolomieu (smallmouth bass) is the source of this 849-nucleotide messenger RNA. RefSeq names its product RIIa domain-containing protein 1 (gene riiad1). The coding region runs from base 59 to 334 and encodes 91 amino acids. Lineage: Eukaryota; Metazoa; Chordata; Actinopteri; Centrarchiformes; Centrarchidae. The record is from RefSeq and is a predicted model, not a curated record. The transcript is spliced from 5 exons.
AGCCGUUUCCAUGAUAACGGUUGCCAGACUGUGAAGCUGUGUCUGUAACAGAGACAUUAUGGCUGGAAAAGGCGGUUUGGCGAAACUGGACGUGGGUGUUUUGAGCGCUGAGCAGCAAGAGCAACUACGGCAGUUUAAGAUCAAGACGAGAGUCGACAACGAGAAGUAUUUGAGGUCGCACCCAGAAGUAGAAGUAUUAAUAAGUGAAUUUCUACGAGAUGUGCUGCUUAAAAGACCUCCUGAAAUCCGUGAGUUUGCAGCAGAUCACUUCACCAACCCAGACCUUCAUGUGGUUAUUGGUUCCAAAAUGGAAGGAAACAGUGACCUGGAGUGAAAUGCACCCAACAGUCACGAUGCUUCUCCUCUGUUGUCUUUCUCCGUACUGAGCAACAUAUGUGUGGACUCUGUUUUAGUAAUAACAACGACACCGAUACGUUUGUGUCAGCCCACAAGUUGUACAGUUAACAGCAUUAUUGUCAGAUUGCCAUCAUCCCUAUGCAGGAAGACAGCUAAUAAGGGAGAUGGCAACGGCUGUUCCUAAUGAGUGUGAUUAAAGGUUAAUGAAAAGAGGAUGCCCUGUGGGUAUUACGCAUACUGUACACUGUGCUGUUUGUCACAUCACCAACAUGGUUGUGAAGGUGACAUGGUGAAGGCUGGAAUUGGUGUUCACUGCUUGCAACUACCCUUUCCACCAGAAAGAGUCUUUUUGGUCUGCACAGCUGGCCCAGUUGUUGAGUGGACAUACUGUAGUCUACACUGACCUGGAUAUAGGCUCAACUACACGGACAAAAGAUAAUAUUUACUUCACUUGUUUAUUUUAUGAUGAAGCUGGAAACAGUUUUUCUCUAA